This is a messenger RNA of Salvia hispanica, 5344 nucleotides long. RefSeq names its product Nucleotidyltransferase family protein (gene MEE44). Lineage: Eukaryota; Viridiplantae; Streptophyta; Magnoliopsida; Lamiales; Lamiaceae. The record is from RefSeq and is a predicted model, not a curated record. Gene Ontology annotation, biological process: polyadenylation-dependent ncRNA catabolic process; RNA 3'-end processing. Gene Ontology annotation, molecular function: mRNA binding; poly(A) RNA polymerase activity. Gene Ontology annotation, cellular component: TRAMP complex; nucleolus.
AUUAAUUCAAAUCCCCCAAUUUAUUCGGUUUCCAAUUUCCACCGUAGUAAUUUAUGAUCGCCGCUUCAUUCGGCCAACAACACCCGCCGCACCGGAGAAAUUCCCGCCGCCGAAUAUUCCGAUGAGUUCGCGAGAGAAGCUUCUGGACUCUCUCACCGCUCACAUCUCUCUCUACCACUCCAAAACCGCUGGAGGCAGCCCCAAUUCGAAUCCCAGCACCCGGUCAACCGUACUCCGAUGGUUCUCCUCGCUGUCGGUGCACCAGCGCCGCGCGCACCUAACAAUUCUCGACGUGAACUUCGUUGCGAUCCUCAUCCAGAUGGAGGAGAAGCUCCACUCCAGCGGCUGCGGCCGAUUCAUCAUUCUCCCCGACCUCCCGCAAAAUGACGGUUCUGCCCUCCCCACGCUGUGUUACCGGAAAUCCGAGGGUUUGCUGUUGCGAUCCUCUGACUCCAACGGCGCGGAGCGCGAGAUUCACGGCUCGCUGGAGCUGUUCAGCUCGAGGGAGGGCGAGAAGAGUGGGGAAGGGGGUGGAUUUGGCUGUCUCGAUGCGGUAUGUUUGAGUGAGGGUUUGGUGGAGGAUGUGAGUAGAUUUUUGGAUGUUAUGGAUGAGAUUACGCACGGGGAGUUUCUGAGGGGGGGAGAGGAGGGUGAGAUGGCGGCUGAUUGGUUGGAGCUCGCAUGGCUCAAGGCAAAGGGGUAUUAUAGUUUGGAGGAGUUUGUUGUGAAUAGGAUGGAGGUGUCGUUGAGGUUGGCGUGGUUGAAUAGUAAUAGUGGGAAGAAAAGAGGGGCGAAGUUGAAGGAGAGGUUGAUUGCUGCUGGUGUUGCAGCGAAUGUGUUCUGGCGGAAGAAAGGCUGCGUCGAUUGGUGGGAGAAGUUGGAUGAUUCUGUGAAGAAGAAUGUGUACUCUACGUACUUGGGGAAAGCUGCACGCUCAAUGACAGCUGAUAUGGUGAAGGGGAAAGUUAGCUUCUCAGAUGAUAAAAUGUGGUUAUAUGAUGGUAGCAAUAAGCACCUACUUAGAUGUGAUUCUGAUUCAUUGGGUAAACGAAAUAUUACAACAAGCAGGAGGAUAUUUUCAAAAGUUAGAUUUAAAGCCAAGCCUGCAGAAGAUUCAGGGGAUCUCUCUGCACUGUGUCAGAUUUUCAAUAGUUUGUACAUUCUUCAGGUUAUUUCUACUUUGUUAUCUACAGCUCAGUUUGAUGGUUACCAGAAAGAGACACUUUUUUUCAGCUCCUUGGACUGUAUAAAUAGUAUUUCGGACAUUAUAAUUAGGAAAUUGCGGGAGUUACUUAUGGUUAUUUCACUUGAUUGCACAAAAAUUGAGUUACUCAGAGAGGAAAAUACGGAUUCGCGAACAAAGAAAGUAAAUGAGAAACAUGUUUCCAACAAUCGUAAGAAGAAAGGGAAGAACCACAAUAAAAAGUUGAAUCCUGUUCCAAGACCUUCUCAAGAUAAUUCAAAACCAAUAAUGCCGGCUAAGGGUAGAGUAGCUGGGGAGUUAUGUAUCAGCCAUGAAGAUAUUAGACAGUUGGACAUUUAUGACGGUGAAGUUCCAGAAAAGGAUCCAGCACAUGAGAAUCACUUAACAGUGCAUCCAAUGGAACCUGUAAAAGGAAUAAAUAAUGGAAAAGUUCAAAAUGCUUCCAGAAAGAGUAGGAAAGAAAGAAAAAAGCGUAAAAGCUGUGGCUCCAAUGGUCCAGAGGUUGAUAAUUGUCAAUCAAGAUCCAUUAAAGUUACCUCUGCCCGGAUUGACAGGCCUGAUGCAAACUCAAGUGUUUCUAGUAGUUUAGGCACAGAUAUCAUUGGCCAACAUGUGGAGAGUUGUUAUUCUACUAAAACUGAUAUCCAUCUCUGCUUGAGUAACAAUCAAAACGUGGGAGUAGUGAAUGAUGGUGCCACAAGGCCCAUAACUAAACCUGGCUCCAUGGAUGGGAAUCUGGAUUCUGGUGCUACGACUGUUGAGGCUGUGGUCAAGUGUAAUGACAAUAUGUCCUCAAAUGUGAUUGACCAUGUAAAUUAUGCAGUGUGUGAUUCAGGGAGACAGAUGAAAGGUAGUGAACCAGAGGGAAAAACAUCUCAGGGAACGGAGCAUGAAAGUCUUGGUCUCCUUAGAGUUCGGCCCAUAAAUUCACCUGCAUACACUUCUUAUGAGUGGCCAAGUACAGCUCCAAUCCAUCCUUCAACAAGUGCAUAUCACCCUCGUGCCGCUGAUAGAUUGCAUCUUGAUGUUGAUCACAAUUUACGGAGUCAUUUCCACCAUUCGUUUGUACAAACUUUACAAUUAAGAAAUUCUCCUAACGAUGGGGCAUAUAAUGGAAUUAUGCCUAGACCUCUGCCAAUGAGUUUAGAUUGGCCCCCCAUGGUGCGCGGCGUUAACAGAAUAGUCCCAUCAAGUACUUGCAAUUAUGAUUCUGAUUUCAUUUCAAGACGGCAGUCUUCGUUUCGGCAAAGCAUUGCAGCUCACAGUGUGCAGUCUGGUGCAGCGACUUCUGAGGAUGAAAGGACUGUUUCUAGUGAAUUGAUGGAAUUACCUGAUGUCCCAAAUCCACUGGAACUGACAGACGAGCAUGAUAAGAACUGGAUGUCUGAGGAAGAGUUAGAGACUCAUGCAAUUGGACUUGGAGGGAUGGAUUACAAUCAGUACUUUGGUGGUGGUGUGAUGUAUUGGAACCCGUCUGACCACCCAAGGACCAGUUUCUCUCGCCCCCCUUCUCUCUGUUCAGAUGAUAGCUCUUGGGCUUGGAGAGAAGCAGAUAUGAACAAGGAUGUUGAUGAUAUGGUUGCUUUCUCCUCCUCUUACAGUGCAAAUGGCUUGACCUCUCCAUCUGCGGGUUCCUUUUGCUCUCCAUUUGAUCCUUUGGGACCAGGACCUCUUAAUUACGUUAUGCCUGGAAGUGAAAUUAGCAGCAAGGUUCUUCAUUCUUCCUCAACCAUGACAGAUAUUGGUGUAGAAGAGAGUGUAUCUGGAUCUGCCUCCAAUAUUUCAGGUGAUGGAGAUGUAACGACUGUGGACUCACUCCCAUACCCUAUUUUGAGACCUAUAAUCAUCCCUAGUAUGCCGAGGGAAAGGUCAAGAUCAGAGUUUAAGCGUAGUUAUGAUCACAAAAGUCCAUGUGUUCCUCAAAACAGACGGGAUCAACCUCGGAUUAAGAGGCCCCCUUCUCCUGUAGUCCUCUGUGUACCACGUGCUCCCCAUCCACCUCCACCUUCCCCUGUUGGUGACUCCAGAAAACAUAGGGGAUUCCCUACUGUUAGAUCUGGUAGCUCAAGCCCAAGGCACUGGGGUGUUAAAGGUUGGUUCCAUGAUGGAAUCAAUUUUGAGGAAACUAUCAUGCCCAUGGAAGGGAGUGAAGUAAUCUGGCCUUCUUGGAGGAACAAAGGCCUUCCAUCCCGUCAGAUUACACAGCCUUUAGCAGGAACAUUGCUUCAAGACCGACUUAUUGCAAUUUCCCAGUUAGCCCGUGAUCAAGAACACCCAGAUGUUACAUUUCCUCUGCAACCUCCUGAAUUGCAAAACAAUUCCCCUCACAAGGCUUCUCUACCACUGGUCCAUGAUAUUCUGCAUGAUGAAAUCAACUCUUUCUGCAAGCAGGUUUCUGCAGAGAACUUCAUCCGGAAGCCUUAUAUUAAUUGGGCUGUUAAGCGUGUUGCACGAUCCCUUCAAGUCUUAUGGCCUCGUUCCAGAACAAGCGUUUAUGGCUCAAAUGCAACUGGUUUAUCUCUGCCAUCUAGCGAUGUGGACCUUGUGGUUGGUCUGCCUCCUGUGAGGAACUUGGAACCUAUCAAAGAAGCUGGAAUUUUAGAGGGACGUAAUGGCAUCAAAGAAACAUGCCUUCAGCAUGCUGCCAGGUAUCUUGCAAAUCAGGAGUGGGUCAAAAGUGAUUCUCUCAAGAUUGUGGAAAACACUGCUAUACCUAUCAUCAUGCUUGUGGUGGAAGUUCCUUCUGAUCUUUUCUCUACUCCGUCAAAUGUACAAACCCCAAAGGAAGAAGCAGUUCAGGUACCUUCUGACAAUGACAAACCUAUUCAGAAUGAUGCAGGAAACACGGAGUCUGCUGCUUCUCUUAAUUGGAGUAAGAUAGGAAAUGGCAGUAAUGAUGAAUUCAAAUCUGUUCGUCUUGACAUUAGUUUCAAGUCGUCUACGCACACUGGACUUCAGACAACUGGACUGGUUAAAGAUCUUACAGAGCGGUUUCCUGCUGUAACACCUCUUGCUUUGGUGCUAAAACAGUUCCUCGCUGAUCGUAGCCUGGAUCAAUCUUAUUCUGGUGGUUUAAGCUCAUACUGCCUGAUAUUAUUGAUCACGCGGUUUUUGCAGCAUGAGCAUCAUCAUGGCCGACCAAUUAAUCAAAAUUAUGGGAGCCUCUUGAUGGAUUUUCUAUAUUUUUUCGGAAAUGUCUUUGACCCACGACAAAUGCGAAUCUCAGUACAAGGAAGUGGAGUUUAUUUGAACAGAGAACGUGGAUGCAACAUCGACCCACUUUGCAUCGACGAUCCUCUGUUUUUGACGAAUAAUGUUGGCAGAAAUUGUUUUCGCAUUCAUCAGUGUAUCAAGGCAUUUGCUGAUGCAUAUGCAAUGCUCGAGAAUAUACUAACAUGCCUUGACAAUGAUGGCAUUGAUGCCAAGACUACCAGUAAAUUGCUUCCAAAGUUGAUUCCCAGCAUCGGUCAUUUGGUAGGCACCUAGUAUAUGCAAGGGGAUUAUACCAUUCCAAGCAUCAUCAAAUUGGCCUAGUGAACAACUCAUGCUGGUGCCCAUGCACGUGCCCGUGCUGGCUCUGCACCGGUUGUCUCACAAACAUCGAGUAUGCCUUGUGAUCAUGGUGUAGGAAACAAUCGGUUUGAGCACGCCACAUUGGUGUGCAUUUGGAGAUGAUGUAUGCAUCUAAAUCCGGCUCUUCCAUAUUUUCACCUAACUCUCGAGUUGCUCCCCCCUCCGUGUUAAGAGGCCUUUGCAACUGUGCUCGAAGAAGAAGAGCAUGAUGAGUAUUGGCAUUUCGCUACAAGUCUUGUAUGGGGAUUGGGGUUGACACGCUUGAACGUUACAAGAUUGGGAAUCGUACCAUCUCCCUGUGAAAAUGGCUAUCGACUUUGGAGUGGAAUGUCAAGAGAUACUGUUGUUGGAAGAUUGCUGAAAUCUGCAUGGUGAUUUGGUCUUGUUGAGGUAAAUUGCUCAUAUUUGAUUUUGUUUGUAAAAUUGUAAUCAUCUUUUAAUAAAUCUACGAAAUACAUAUUAUUUCAUUUCAUUUUAAUAGUGUCGACCAAAAACAAAUGUUGAGAUUUGUUGCCCUCAAGAGCUCUUAUCAAUCUAUAGUAGAGAGGAAUAUCAACUUUUGCUCAA